Messenger RNA from Fraxinus pennsylvanica, 939 nucleotides. The record is from the annotation of a GenBank genome assembly. Lineage: Eukaryota; Viridiplantae; Streptophyta; Magnoliopsida; Lamiales; Oleaceae.
AUGUCUUCACUUCAAUUUAGUACUCCAAUUUCUCCUUCUUGUCAACAAUUCUUGGGAACCAAUUCCCAAUUUUCCAUUAAAUUCCUACUCUCAUUCUCCAACCCCAACAACCAGUUCAACAACUGUUCGCUUCUGUUGAAUUGUGCUAACAAAAUCAAAUCCUUGAGAACCCACAAAUUUAUUCGUUCAAGAAUUACUUGCUCUGCAAAAGCUACUCAGGGCUCUGAUCUGGUGGUGAAAGAGAAAAGUGUUUCUGUGGUUCUGCUUGCGGGAGGAAAGGGUAAAAGAAUGGGUGCAAGCAUGCCAAAGCAGUAUCUUCCACUACUAGGCCAACCAAUUGCACUCUAUAGUUUUUACACUUUCUCAAAGAUGCCUGAAGUAAAGGAGAUCGUCGUAGUUUGUGAUCCUUCUUAUCAAGACAUCUUUGAAGAUGCUAAGGAUAGCAUCCAUGUGGACCUCAAAUUUGCAUUGCCCGGAAAGGAGCGACAAGAUUCAGUAUAUAGUGGACUUCAGGAAGUUGAUUUGAAUUCUCAACUUGUCUGCAUUCAUGAUUCUGCAAGACCUCUGGUAUCAGCUGAAGAUGUAGCUAAGGUUCUAAAGGAUGGUUGGCUUAUUGGGGCAGCUGUCCUAGGUGUUCCUGCCAAAGCUACAAUCAAAGAGGCAAAUGGUGAAUCCUUUGUAGUGAAAACUCUGGACAGGAAAACGCUAUGGGAAAUGCAAACCCCUCAGGUUAUCAAGCCUGACUUGCUCAAGAAAGGUUUUGAACUUGUUAAUAGGGAAGGUCUUGAAGUCACCGACGAUGUAUCAAUCGUAGAGCACCUUAAACAUCCUGUGUAUAUUACUGAAGGAUCCUAUACCAACAUCAAGGUUACAACCCCUGAUGAUUUGUUACUUGCUGAAAGAAUAUUGAAUCCUGCCACUGCAGUUCCAGCCCAUUAA